Messenger RNA from Talaromyces stipitatus ATCC 10500, 1059 nucleotides. RefSeq names its product cell cycle regulatory protein Cks/Suc1, putative. Bases 158 to 505 code for a protein of 115 amino acids. NCBI's taxonomy places the organism in Eukaryota, Fungi, Ascomycota, Eurotiomycetes, Eurotiales, Trichocomaceae. Gene Ontology annotation, molecular function: cyclin-dependent protein serine/threonine kinase activator activity; ubiquitin binding; histone binding. The record is from RefSeq and is a predicted model, not a curated record. Gene Ontology annotation, biological process: regulation of mitotic cell cycle. Gene Ontology annotation, cellular component: SCF ubiquitin ligase complex; cyclin-dependent protein kinase holoenzyme complex. The transcript is spliced from 4 exons.
AGUCCAGUCCCGCCAGAAUUAUUCCCCCUCACUCUCCUUUCAACUUCAUACUGCUUUGAAUAUCUCCUGUCUUUUUCUGCUAUUCCAUUUUCAUCUCAUUGUCGCUCAUUCCCUGAAGAUAAGAAGAAGAAAAAGCUUGGGAUUAAAAACCACAAGAAUGGCCGACAUCGACAUUUCCAGACGCAACAAGAAGCCCCGCCCAUUGCUCGAGACGGAGCGGGAGAGACUGGAAGAAUUCAUCGACGCGAUCCAUUACUCCGCCAGGUAUUCCGACAAUGAAUACGAGUAUCGACACGUGCAACUGCCCAAGAACAUGCUUAAAAAGAUCCCUCAAGAAUAUUUCGAUACUUCCAAAGGUACUUUGAAGCUACUCUGGGAGGAAGAAUGGCGUGGCCUUGGCAUAACUCAGAGCUUGGGUUGGGAGCAUUACGAAGUUCAUGAACCAGAACCACACAUCCUCCUAUUCAAGCGACCUAUCAACUACCAACCUCCUGCUGCGCAAUAAACAAAGCAACCUUCGACCUCAUUCGCGCCGUGUCCCAAUCCCCUCUCCUCGGUGACGAAGGACUUACCAACAUGAUAAUUGUUCACGAAUUAAUUAAUGAAAUUUAUUUGAGAUAAUACUCGGGGUUACAAUGGAUGCCUUUGCUUUCUUUUUCUUCUUUGCCGAGACGUGGAAAUGAUUUGCUAUUUUGCAUCUAGCCUGUUGUUUUCUUUCCUCAGAACCACCCGACCUGCUUUUACAAUUUUGGCAGGAAGUGACUCUGUAUUAGUCUUCAAACGACAUUAUUGCGAAGCCACUCAUCCCACUGGUCGGCAGUGAAACUGCUGCUGAUGCUUCUCUCUUCGAUACCCUGCGCGGAUGAUGCCGGGUUAGUAUCAUUUUCUCAUCUGCGACGUCCAUUGGGCGUCGCACGCGGACAUUGGGAUCAUGGAGUACUCACGUCGAAAAAGACAGUAGGAGUGACAUGCACGCCUAUAACGCGAUUUGCCUGGGAAACAUGUUAAUAGGAUACCCUACUUAUUUAAUGCGGUAAUAUGAAUUAUCAAGAAUUUGUG